Oryctolagus cuniculus (rabbit) is the source of this 1975-nucleotide messenger RNA. It is a transcript of the gene FAM20A, whose product is annotated as FAM20A golgi associated secretory pathway pseudokinase. NCBI's taxonomy places the organism in Eukaryota, Metazoa, Chordata, Mammalia, Lagomorpha, Leporidae. Gene Ontology annotation, molecular function: protein serine/threonine kinase activator activity. Gene Ontology annotation, biological process: enamel mineralization. Gene Ontology annotation, cellular component: Golgi apparatus. The record is from RefSeq and is a predicted model, not a curated record.
GGGCCAUGCCGGGGCUGCGCCGGGACCGCCUGCUGACCCUGCUGCUGCUGGGCGCGCUGCUCUCGGCCGACCUCUACUUCCACCUCUGGCCUCAAGUGCAGCGCCAGCUGCGAUCCCGAUUUCGCCCGCCUGGCUGCCCGUGCGCCGGCCGCGCCUCUUCCCAGCCCGGGGAUUCGGCCGCAGCCUCCUCGGACCCCGGUGCGGGCGCGCACAACUUUUCCCAAGCCGGGCGCGGGGCUGAGCCGGAGGGCGGCGGCCGCGGCGUCUCCAAGCUGCAGGCCCUCUUCGCCCACCCGCUGUACAACGUCCCGGAGGAGCCUCCUCUCCUGGGUCCGGAAGACGCUCUCUUGGCCAGCCAGGAGGCGCUGCGGUAUUACCGGAGGAAGGUGGCCCGCUGGAACAGGCGACACAAGAUGUACAAAGAGCAGAUGAACCUCACCUCACUGGACCCUCCACUGCAGCUACGACUCGAGGCCAGCUGGGUCCAGUUCCACCUGGGGAUCAACAGCCACGGGCUGUACUCCCCGUCCAGUCCCGCGGUCAGCAAACUCCUGCACGACAUGAGGCACUUCCCCACCAUCAGCGCUGAUUACAGUCAGGAUGAGAAAGCCUUGCUGGGAGCCUGUGACUGCACCCAGAUCGUGAAGCCCAGCGGGGUCCACCUGAAGCUGGUGCUGCGCUUCUCCGACUUCGGGAAGGCCAUGUUCAAGCCCAUGAGACAGCAGCGAGACGAGGAGACGCCCGAGGACUUCUUCUAUUUCAUCGACUUUCAGAGACACAACGCUGAGAUCGCAGCUUUCCAUCUGGACAGGAUCCUGGACUUCCGGCGAGUGCCGCCAACUGUGGGGAGGCUGAUGAAUGUCACCAAGGAGAUCCUAGAGGUCACCAAGAAUGAGAUCCUGCAGAGCGUCUUCUUUGUCUCCCCAGCCAGCAACGUGUGCUUCUUCGCCAAGUGUCCGUACAUGUGCAAGACCGAGUACGCUGUCUGUGGCAACCCGCACCUGCUGGAGGGCUCACUCUCUGCCUUCCUGCCAUCCCUCAACCUGGCCCCCAGGCUGUCUGUGCCCAACCCCUGGAUCCGCUCCUACUCGCUGGAGGGAAAAGAGGAGUGGGAGCUCAACCCCCGCUACUGUGACACAGUGAAGCAGAUCUACCCAUACAACAGCAGCAACCGGCUGCUCAACAUCAUCGACAUGGCCAUCUUCGACUUCCUCAUAGGCAAUAUGGAUCGCCACCAUUACGAGAUGUUCACCAAAUUUGGGGAUGAUGGGUUCCUUAUUCACCUUGACAACGCCAGAGGGUUCGGACGACACUCCCACGACGAGCUGUCCAUCCUGUCGCCUCUCUCGCAGUGCUGCAUGAUAAAAAGGAAAACACUGCAGCACCUGCAGCUGCUUGCCCAAGCCGACUACAGGCUCAGUGACGUGAUGCGGGAGUCACUGCUCGAAGACCAGCUUGCCCCCAUCCUCACAGAACCCCACCUCCUUGCCCUGGAUCGGAGACUCCAAACCAUCCUCAAGACAGUGGAGGCAUGCGUAGAGGCCCAUGGAAAGCAGAACGUCAUAGCCAAUGGCGCGGCAGAACAGUCAGCCCCAGACUCUGGCCAGGCUAAUUUGACAAGCUGAAGUCAAAUUUCAGGAAAUCCACCUGAAGCCAGUGGUGGGCUCCAGAGUACGCGUCCUUUAGGCAGUCCAUCUCUUACUGCGGGGGUGGAGUCAGACUCAGGAAGGAGGUAAGGCACUGUCCCAAACAGCAAGUGGGAGCCACUGAACUUGACCUUGACUCCUUGGUGCACUGCUCCCAUAGUGACUUGCCUUGGCUCCAUCAACCUCAGCAGUUACUAGCUUCGUCAAGGCCACUGUCUCCUGAGCACACUCGGAAAUCUGGAUAUGGGUCAAGCUCGGAGGGUUUGGAAACCUUGUUUCCAGGAAAAGUUUUUAACUGUAACAAAUCAAAUAAAAGGACAUCAAGUGGA